This is a messenger RNA of Pseudophryne corroboree (corroboree frog), 927 nucleotides long. RefSeq names its product olfactory receptor 5B12-like. The transcript has a single exon. Gene Ontology annotation, biological process: G protein-coupled receptor signaling pathway. Lineage: Eukaryota; Metazoa; Chordata; Amphibia; Anura; Myobatrachidae. The coding region runs from base 1 to 927 and encodes 308 amino acids. Gene Ontology annotation, cellular component: membrane. Gene Ontology annotation, molecular function: odorant binding; olfactory receptor activity; G protein-coupled receptor activity. The record is from RefSeq and is a predicted model, not a curated record.
AUGAACAAUACCCAAGUGAGAGUGUUUGUGUUCUCUGGACUCACUGACAACGGGAAACUCACCCCAUUCCUCUUCAUACUCUUCUUACAUAUCUACAUGGUGACUGUAGUGGGAAACAUCGGUAUGAUGGUCAUUGUCCAUACCAGCUCCAACCUCCACACCCCGAUGUACUUCUUCCUGAGCUACCUCUCUCUGGUGGAUGUUUUUUACUCCUCAGUUAUAACUCCUAAAAUGUUGUCCGACCUUAUCUCCGCGAGGAAGGCCAUCUCAUUUGUUGGGUGUGCUCUUCAGUUCUUCUUCUUUGCAGCUCUUGCCUGUACUGAGGUCUUGCUUCUCUCAAGUAUGUCCUAUGACCGUUAUGCUGCCAUCUGCCACCCUCUCCAUUAUGUCUCUAUAAUGACCAAGAAAAAAUGUUGGUAUCUAGUUGUUGUAUCUUUCUCCAUUGGCUUCUUGCAGUCAUCAGUGCAGACCAGCUGUAUAUUCAGUCUUCAAUUCUGUGGCUCAAACCUUAUAGACCACUUCUACUGUGACGUCCCUCCACUGCUCAAGCUGUCCAGCUCUGACACUUUCACCUGUGACAUUGUAACCCUUUUCCUAAUAGUUUCUUGUAGUCUAGGUUCAUUGACAACCAUAUUGAUCUCAUACAUCUUCAUCCUUUCCUCCAUUCUACGGCUGAAGUCUGCUGAGGGCAGACGGAAAGCAUUCAGUACUUGUUCUUCACAUCUCACGUGUGCCACCAUCUAUUAUGUGUCAGUUUUCUUUGCUUACCUACACUCUCCUUCCCAUGUCUUUGAGAAACAAAUUAAGGUUGCUUCCGUCUUCUACUCAGUGGUGACACCAAUGCUGAAUCCACUUAUUUACAGCCUGAGGAACCAAGAGGUGAAAAAAGUCUUCAUACAAGCAGUGCACAAGCAGAAGCAGAUAUAA